Messenger RNA from Galdieria sulphuraria, 5560 nucleotides. RefSeq names its product rRNA biogenesis protein rrp5. Gene Ontology annotation, biological process: rRNA processing. Gene Ontology annotation, molecular function: RNA binding; protein binding. Bases 15 to 5513 code for a protein of 1832 amino acids. Lineage: Eukaryota; Rhodophyta; Bangiophyceae; Galdieriales; Galdieriaceae. The transcript is spliced from 16 exons. Gene Ontology annotation, cellular component: nucleolus; small-subunit processome. The record is from RefSeq and is a predicted model, not a curated record.
CCGAUUAUUGAAAGAUGGAGGAGCCACUGCCAAGAGGAAAGUCACCCAAGACACCAACUUUGAGUAGCUUUGAGAAAAUAGAUGCAGAAACUAAAAAAGGGAGAACACAUAGUUCCAUACAGAAGAGACAGUCGAAUUCUUUCUUUGACCAGUGGUUGAAGGGAAGAAAGAAAAGACGUUUACACCAUCCCUUUUCCACAGACGAUAAUGACUCUGGCGAUGAAUUUGAUGAGAAUAUUGUUACUUUUCAAGAACCCUUUGUUUUAAAUAUCUCGAACGCUCAGGGUGCUGGAUUGGAAAAUGCGGCCAUGUUAGGUGCUGUUCAAAGUGUUAAUGUACGUACUGGUCGUAUCUAUCUUAUCUCGUGGAAUCAUAUGAUGGUUGUCUGUGAUGAGUUAUCAGAGUUACUUGAACCGAAUGUAUUGAAAAAAGAGUGGCAAAUUGAAGAGGAACAGGAAGAGAGUCACAUUCAAGAUAACGACCUUGUGGUUAAACCUGGCAUGAUAUUACCAUUUUCUGUAUUGUCCGUUACCAAACAAGGAGAGCAUCGUAAAAUCCAAGUAUCCGUACUUCCCAAAAACGUGAACCGACAUAUCGAUCCCUGUUUUUUGACAAAGGGUUGUUUGGUCUAUGGAAUGAUCUACGAAAGGGAAGAAUAUGGUUAUCGUGUUACUUUUGGAUUGGAAUCUAUCCAAUAUGAUGGCUUUCUUCCUUUGGAAGAGACGGAAUCUCAAAUUUUGAAGUCAGGAAGCUUGAUUNGACAACUUGUGUGUGAUUCGAAGAUAUCGUAUCAAAGCAAGUGGCCGUUUGGUUGUGUAUUUCCAGGUCUUAGAAUGGAAGGACAAGUAUUACAAAAAAAAUGGAAGGGAAGUUGGACUCAUAUCAAACUAGCUUCGAAUAUGACAGGUUUUGUAUAUUCCAUGGAGACAAUAAGGGAAUCUUUUCUUGACUUGAGAGUGAUCUUUGUGGAUGUUGGAAAAAGAGUGAUAUAUUUAUCAUCUGUUGAAAGUUUAGUCGGAUUUCUUGAACCUGCAAAACUACCCAAUGCUUGGAAACUUGGAAAUAUUCUAAAGAACGUUAUCGUUGAAGGUCAUCUUUCAAGUCCUAAAGGUAUACUGUUGAGACACAGUGAAAGUAAUACAAUUUUAUUUGCUCCAAAUAGUCAGUUGGCAGACUCCGAUAUCUCUGCAGAUGCAGCUUUAUCUUCAUUACCUUCUUUACAGUCGAUAGUCUGUUGUAGAAUUGUUGCAUUUUCACCUUUGGAUGGUACUAUUAUUGUAAGUAUGAAACCUAGCAUCUUAUCAAAGACCAUCGUCAGCUUUGAUGAACUUCAUCCUGGAAUGCCAGUACAAUGCAAAAUAGAAAGUGUACGAGAGAAUGGUUGUUUAUGUAUUGUAGAAGAUAAGAUUCGUGCAUGGAUACCUCAGAUGCAUUUUGGAGAUACUGUUGGUGCUCGGUUAAAGAACAAAUUUGUUGCUGGAAAGAAAGUGAAGGGUUGUGUGUUGAGUAUAUUUCAAGAUAGUCAUCGAUGCACAAUAACCACAAAGAAGAAGUUUAUAGAUAAUCAAUAUCCUGUUAUUGCUUCGAUACAAGAUGCUAAAAGUAAUAUCGGUUCAGCAGCUUAUUGUUGCGUUUAUCAAGUGAGUUCUUCACGUGGACUUCAAGUAGAGUUUUUUCAAGGAGUGAAAGGGUUUUUGCCAGUCUCUUAUAUGGGUUUGGAAAAGUUGCCCAGUUUAGAAUGGCUAUCAGAGAAUUAUCCCGUCGGAAAGACAUUGAAAGUUUGGAUUCUGUCGGUACAUGAAGAGUCUCAUCGAAUCAUUGUGAGUCUUUCAAGGGAUGUCAUAAUGAAUGAUGACUCUAGUGCCAUCGUUACUUAUGGUGCAAUUGUGGGUAUAGAAUAUGGAAAUCUUAUCGUAGAAGUAUGUCUUCUUGAUUCCAGGAAGAGAGCUCUUCUUCCAAAGGAACAUUUAUCAGAUUUUGCCUAUUUGUCAGAAAGAAUUUAUUCUCUUCUUGUUUCGUAUUUUGAAAGUAACUCUUCAAGUCUACCUUUGGAACAGGUUGUUAUUUUGAGGUCACGUAUUUCUUCCAACGAUUGUCGUGCUUUGGUAUCUUUAAAAAGAUCACUUAUUCAGUUUGCUUUGACUUAUCCUUCCUUGUCGAGUGACCGUAUUUGUAGUGAAUGGAAAGCCAAUCAGAUGUUGCCAGGUUUUGUGGAAAAGGAAACUUUACACAAAUACUUGAUAGGGUUUAUUGGUAAUUGGAAAGUGUGGAUUGAUAAGAAUGAAUGGAGCCUAAAUGGAAAACUAAUGUUGAGAACUCCACGAAAGCAUGAGACAGUAUGGUGUCGUCUUCAUGUUGAGAGUAGGGAAAGAAAGGUGGUGUGUCUCUGGACGCAAUUGAAUAACUUUACACCUCAAGAGUGGGACAAAAAGUUCUCAUUUUAUCCAACUCGUUAUUUCGAUGAUGUAGAACAAUGGAAGAGUAUGCUGUUACAGUGGAGAGUCAUCAAUGAAGCUACGGUAACUAGGCAAAGUUUAUUCAAACAAGGAGAGAUAGUUUCAGCUCAGUUGGUUUCUAAGCGUCCACAUGGAUAUGUAUUUUCAUUGAGCAACAAUGUUGUAAAGGAAGAACAAGUAACUGGUGUAUCUCUCAGUGAAGUGGAACAAAUGUCGAGCCAAGCAACUGUUCGUGUUCUUGAAUAUGAUAGUUUCUCUGGUUUUUUUCUCGUUUGUCCUGUAGAAGACUGUAACGCAAAUUCUUUUUCUUCAGGAACGGAAACAUCAUUAACACCAAUAACUUGUAACAGUAGGUUACGAGGUAUUGUUUUGUUAAUUAAGGAAGAAUACUUAAUUAUGAGAAUUCCUCAGUUGAAUAAUUGUCUCGUUUAUCUCACUUCUUGGGACCCAAGAGUUCGUGCGAACUUGUCCGUAAUAUAUUCUGUAGACUCAGUAAUUGAAGGAACAGUGUAUUAUUGUUCUGAACGAUUGACAAUGUUAGUAGCCAUGGAUGCAAAUGACGAGAAGAAAAGAAUGAUUGAGAACGUACAGGUUGGAGACCAUGUUAUUGGAAGGAUCGUCCGGAUAUCUACUGUUCAUCUUCAUUUAUUCAUUCCCCGAUAUUCUGUUUACGGAAGAAUUCAUUGUUCACAGAUCAUGUCUGAACCAGGAAAGGACACUUUGAUAUCACCUUUGGAACAUUUCGAAAUAGGACAACAAGUAGAAGCAAAAAUUAUAGCAAAGGAUCAUUCAAAGAAAUAUCAGAUAUUGGACUUGACUUUAAAUAAGAAUGAUGUAGUAACUAUGGAAAAGAACUUGGUUGAUUGGUCUAAUUUAUCUUGUCGUCAAUGCUUAACAGGCUUCGUACACAAAAUAAUGACCGACAAAGUGCUAAUUUCCUUCUCAUCGAAAGUGAUUGGUGUGAUGAAACGUUGGGGCUUUACACAAAAUGAGCAAUUAUUGUCUUCCAAACAAAUAUUUAGUUCGCUACGUACAGGACAACCUCUUCAUUGUACUAUCAUUCGAUUGAAUCAAUCUAGAAAACUGUUGGAAGUGGCAUUGAGUGAAUUAGUGAAGCCAGUUCAUGUCGGAGAUUCUGUAGUUGCCCAUGUAGGACAAGUUUUAUAUGGAGCUGAAUUUUGUUUAGAGUUGCCCAAAUGGGUAGAGUGGAGUUUAUCCACUUGUCGAGGCGUUCUCUCCUUUACAGAUAUUGACGAUAAUUUUGAUCGAGCAACUGCAAAGAUUUCUCAUAUCAAAUCCAGAAAAUGGAUCAAAGGCAUCAUUAUAGAAUGCAGUUCUGUGAAGGAGAAACCAAUUGCGAUAGUAUCUCUACGAAAUUCUGAUGCACAUCCAACACAAAGCACCCCAAAAGAUAUUCGUUGGAAGAACCUGAUGGACUUGAAAGCAGGUCAACUUGUUCGAGGAUUCAUUCGUCACCAUUCAUUAAAGGGCUGCUUUGUUCAACUGUCAAGUAGUAUCAUUGGAAGAGUUAUGCUUCGUAACUUAUCGGAUGGUUUUGUUCAGAAUGUUGAAGAAACGUUUCCAUUAGGUCAACUUGUGACAGCUAAAGUGAUAGAUAUUCAAAAUGGACAGGUUGAACUAUCAUUGAGAGAAAGUGAUUUGUCAGAUAGACAAACGAUAUAUUCUGUUCUUCAAAAAGGCUUGCGUCUACAAGGAACUGUGAAGAAUAUUCAGCCAUUUGGCAUCUUUGUAUCUUUGGGAUUGGGAGUCACUGGUCUUUGUCAUUUAUCUACGUUAGAGAAGCAGAGUCAAUAUCGAAUCGGAGAAGUAAUAUGGGUUCAAGUGGACAAUGUGGAUAGAGAAAAGGGAAGAAUCAACUUACAUCCGUUGGACCCUAUCAAAGAGAAUGGAAGAAUAGGAACCUUGAGACAACUUGUUGGAAUAGAUUCCACUAGCCAGAACUCUUCAUUACAACAUUCUUAUAUCGACAGUGUGUCGGUUGAUGCUAAUCGUGAUGUGGUGGAAAGUAGUGACGAAAGCGAGGGUAAUGGAUCAGAUUGCGAAGUAUUGCAAGUAUCUGAGAGCUUUCAACUACAAGAUGAAAUUUUGCUCGAGAAUGAUGACAGCCAGAACAGAGCCAACAAAAAUAAUGUUGCGAAGAUGGUAGUAGAAAGUACAGAACAACAACAAGAUGAUGAAAGAUUGGAAAGAUAUUCUGAUGAAGAAAUCGAAUUGGAGCGUUCAUUGAAAGAACCACAAAAUGAAGAAGACUUUGAACGACACGUUCUUGCAUCACCUGAUGAUUCAAGCAUAUGGAUUAGAUACAUGGCUUAUUUUAUAAGCAUGGGUCAGAUACAAAAGGCAAAGGAGACUGCUCGCAGAGCGCUGGAGAAGAUAUCUGUAAGAAACCAAGAUGAGAAGCUCAACAUAUGGAUUGCCUAUCUUAACUUGGAAGCACAGUAUGGAGAUGAAAGUCAUUUAGCCUCCAUCUUGGAGGAAGCUUGUAGUCGCACCAAUGCAGAAAAGCUUCUUUUAAAUUUUGCAAAAAGUAUGCAGAAAACACGAAAGGAAAAGUCUGAAGAAAUAUAUCUUCGAGCAUGCCGUCAGUUUAAGCAUUCUCCCGAGGUUUGGAUGCAAGUGGGCACUUUUUAUUAUGAGAAGAAAAAGAAUAUUUCUGAGGGUCGGAAAAUUUUGGAACGAGCCUUGUUGUCUCUUCCAAAACAAGAUCAUAUACAAGUUAUUACCAAAUUUACUGUUCUUGAAUACAAGUUUGGUUCCAUAGAACGUGCGAGGACCAUUUUUGAGAAUAUGAUUAGUUCGUUUCCAAAACGUCUCGAUAUCUGGAAUGUUUAUCUCGAUAUGGAGUGGAAACAAGUUGAUACAGAAGAAGAUAAAGAACGAUUGAGACUUUUGUUUGAACGUGCAUGUUCACUUUCAUUAUCUUCCAAGAAGAUGAAGUUUUUGUUUAAGAAAUAUUUAGAAUUUGAGAAAACAAUAGGCGGCAAUCCUGAAAGAGUAAAGACUUUGGCAAGAGAAUACGUUGAAAAGCAACUGUAAUAAAUAAUAGCAAUUCCAAUUUACUUUUCUCGAAUAAUUGCUCGACC